Molecule: messenger RNA, 339 nt
Organism: Carlito syrichta (Philippine tarsier)
Lineage: Eukaryota; Metazoa; Chordata; Mammalia; Primates; Tarsiidae
Product: mammaglobin-B-like
Exons: 4
Coding region: 1-339 (112 amino acids)
Biological process (GO): androgen receptor signaling pathway
Source: RefSeq, a predicted model, not a curated record
AUGAAGCUGCAGAUGGUCCUCAUGCUCCUUCUCUGCUAUGCAGCUUCCUUUAUGCUCAAGGCUGACUGGGAGGAGAACUCACACCCCCUGGAGUCUCCUUGCAGCAAUGAAGAACCCAUGGGAGGAAAAAGCCCUGGCAGCCAGAAUCUGGCCAUUGAUUCAAGAGUCUCUAUAUCUGAUUACAAAGAAUUACUAAAACCAUUCAUAAACAAUUAUGCCAUGCCAGAGGCUGUAGGGAAAUUUAAACAGUGUUUCCUCAACCAGUCAAAUGAGACUCCAAAGAAUUUUGAAUUGAUGUUGAAAACAAUGUAUGAUAGCAUUUGGUGUAUGAUCUUUUAA